Messenger RNA from Python bivittatus (Burmese python), 3405 nucleotides. Lineage: Eukaryota; Metazoa; Chordata; Lepidosauria; Squamata; Pythonidae. The record is from RefSeq and is a predicted model, not a curated record.
CUCUUCGUCCUCCUCGUCCUCCUCGCCUCACCGGGGCCGUCCUUCUCGCAGGUGCCCGCCGCGGCCUUCGUGGACGUGGCGGUCUGCUUCUCGGCCGAGGAGUGGGCAGAGCUGACGGAGUGGCAGAAGGAUCUGUACCGAGACGUCAUGGCGGAGAAUUACGAGCUGGUCUCUUCGCUGGAAUGUCUGCUGUCCAUCCCUGAGCUUCUCUCCCAGCUGGCACGAGGAGAGGUACCCCGGACCGGGGCCAGGCCACACCCAGGGCAGGACGGGGACUCCCCAGCUGUGAGAGAGGAGCAGGAGGCAAAGGGCGCCGAGGGCCCGCAAGAGGGCGGCCAAGGUGGCUCUGACCAGCUGAAGAAGACCCGCCCGCGCCAUUCCCGGACUCCGGCGAAGAAGCCCAAGAGGCCGGUUUCUCAGGCUGGAGGAAGGCCGCCACCUGCAGCAGGGCAAGGCCGAGGCCCUGGGGAGGGUGCCACGAAGCAGAAGGCCGGGGCUCGGAAAAGAGAGAAGCCGUACAAGUGCCCCAAGUGCCGGCGGAGCUUCCUGGGCCGCAUCGCCUUGACCGCCCACCGGCGCCUGCAUGUCCGAAAGUGGCCCCGGAUCGGACCCCAGGCAGCUGGACGUUCCCCGCAUGCCCCAGAACUGGCAGUGCCCCAAGAGGGUGAGAUGGGCACCAGUGCCAGCCCCUUCCCCAGCAGCCAGGGGGAGGGCACGCUGCCCUUCUGGCCUGAGAUGGCCUUGCACCAGCAGGGCCCUCCGGCACCCAGCUUCAAUCCUUGGGCCCUUGGGUAUGGGCCCCAGCCCCUGCCGGGGCACCAGGCACCCGGCCUGCCUGGCAACGGGGAGUUCAUCUGCGACCAGUGCGGGUGGAGCUUCCACGGCUGGGAGGAGCUGGUCACCCACCAGAUGGCUCACAUGGCCGCAGAGGGCAUCGCUGGCUCGGUGCCCAAGGCGGAGGCGCUGGCCCACCUGGCCAGCGACCGGCCGUACGCCUGUGCCCAGUGCGGAAAGAGCUUCCGGCACAAGCCCAACCUGCUGGCCCACCGGCAAGUCCACACGGGCGAGCGGCGCUACCAGUGCCAGGAGUGCGGCAAGUCCUUCGGCAGCAAGGCUUACCUGGCCUCCCACCAGCACAUUCACACCGGGGAGAAGCCCUACGUCUGCGCCCAGUGCGGCAAGAGCUUCCGCCACAAGCCCAACCUCAUCUCCCACCAGAAGAUCCACUCGCGGGAGCCUCUUCCCCAGGGCAGCCCCCACCCCCUCGAGGCCUUCAACGGGGAGGCUUUCCAGAGCCAGCGGCCUGUGGCGGACCCCCUCGGCCUGGAGGCCUUCCAGCCGCACCGCCCGCCUGCCGAGGCCCCCCUGCCCUGUGCCCGGGGCACCACCCCCCUCCCCCAACUGCCCGGGGUCCUGCCUUCGCCGCAGCCUCAGCUGGUGGUGGACCGCCCCUUCGUCUGCCCGGUCUGUGCCAAGCAAUUCCGUUGCAAGCCCUACCUGGUGGCCCACAUCCGGAUCCACACUGGGGAGAAACCCUACGCCUGCAGCCGGUGCCCAAAGCGCUUCUCUCAGAAGUCCAACCUGGUCUCGCACGAGCGCUUGCACACGGGGGAGAAGCCCUAUGCGUGUCCGCUGUGCCCACGGGUCUUCAGCCAAGGCUCCAACAUGCGGGCCCAUCAGCGCAGCCACAGGAAUGUCCCUGGGGCAGAGCCAGAGGGGGGGCUCCGUUCGGGCUACCCGCCCCGACAGAUUCAGCAGCCGAACUAGGGGGUGGCCUUUCAGCUGCUGCUGGUGUGCCGGGUUUCUGCUUCUCUCCCCCCACCCCUUGUGCCCUCUCGGCCACGUUGCCCUUGGACAGGGUGUGCCCAUGGCGCCUUGCGCUGUGCAGAAGUCCCUCUUGCUUCCAAGGAGUGUCCCCCAUCCCCUGAAAAUCCCUGGAAGUUCUGUAGGAGUGUUCCUUUUCUUCCAAGGGGGGCUAGAGGGGCCCCAAUACUUGGCACCGUUACCUGGAGUCCCUGAGAGCUGGGGAGAGGUGGUAGCCACGUGGCUGGAAAGGAGACAUUGCAGGUUUGUAGGAUUUAGCUGGCGUUCUGAGAGACUCUGGGGCCGUCCCUUGUUCUCGAGCACGGGAAGUACUUGCCAAAAGUGGCAUGAGAGCCAGGAUGCAAAAGAGUACCCUGAAAUCUGCUAGCCAGAGGGGAGUGUGAUGGUCCCUGGCAGGGAUCUGGCCCAUCCCUUCCCCCUCAACAUCAACCCUUUGCCAGCCCCCCUGGGCACGUCCCUUGGGGAAGAGAGCACACGAGGAGGACCCGAUUCCACCAACGGUGCCACCUGCCUGCCUGUGAGCAUUACGGGGAAAUGGUGGACUUAAAAAGAAGGGUGGGCUGCUAGUGCUUGUCCUUUGGGGAGACAGAUGAGGACUUACUAAGGGGUCUCCUGGCCCAGCCCCAUAAGGUGGGGCUCUGGGUCUUGGUGGGAGAGCUGCUGCCUUCCAGUCCCCCCUUGGCCCACCUGCUGCCGCACCCCUGCAUGCAAGCGGGGCUGCCCGAUCCACACAUCUGCAAUCUAUUUAAUUAUUUAUAGAAAGAGUAGAAUUUGGGACAAUUUGGGGCAAAGUCUUGUAAAAAGGAACCGGGGCUGGGAGCUCCUAAUUCCUGACGUCGGCAGACAGCAGCGUCCUUCCUGGGUGCAGCCCUGCUCUGGAGACCCACAAAUUAGUUUGUGUCUCCACUGAUUUCCUAUUGUAUACUCUUUUCAAAAAAUAAAGCAGUAGAUGUUAAUUUUGAAAGCCCAGCCUGAGCGUGCUUGCUUUUCCGGAGGUUUCUCGGCCAAACCACCUGAAGGACAGCAGAACGGUCAUCUCUCUCUACGGGAGCAGAAACCACAAGAGGUGAGGUGAGGUUUUCAGUGAACCGAAUCCCCAUUCUCUGUCUUCCUAUGGCAGUUCUAAAUUACUGAAGUGCUAGAAAUCCACGAGUAGAUGGUUUAUUGCAGAAGGAAAAAGACAAUCUUUGCAAUGGCGAGCGAUAACAUGGGAGGCGGUUGGGUUCCAGAUUAAGAGCGUUGUGUAAAAAUGAAUCGUAGCACCAUCCAUGAUUUACAGCCGGUUGCAUCAAGCUCGCUCGUUCCAGGCGUUGCUCUCGAUUAUCCUCGCCCUGCCCAAGGAUAGCAAUGAACUCUCGAAGGCCUUGGCUGCAUUUGCACAGCGGGCUCGGGCGGGCUCAGUGCCGCGGCUCAUGCAAAGGACGAACGGCGGUUGGCUGGGUUCGCGAAGCCAGAUGCUGGCCGAGGGCGGGGACCCAGAACCGCACGUCUGAUGGGGGAAACCUGACUGCGGGAUAAGCUCGGUCUCUCAGCAAAGGGCCCCCGGUGACACGCUGGGAAGCACGGGGGGGGAAUGGCUCG